Molecule: messenger RNA, 3195 nt
Organism: Penicillium olsonii
Lineage: Eukaryota; Fungi; Ascomycota; Eurotiomycetes; Eurotiales; Aspergillaceae
Source: the annotation of a GenBank genome assembly
AUGCUGGGUGACCCCUUCACCAAACCGGAAGAUGAACCAAGCGCUUCACUUUCAACUGUGGUGUCAAAUGGCGACUUAAACGCCAUCAAGACACUACUUGACCAGGGAGCUGAUGUGAAUGCGCCCGGUGGUAUAUACGGGAAUGCACUCACCGUGGCAGCUUCCCGCGGGAAGUUAGAUGCUCUAAGGCUCCUACUUGACAGAGGUGCUGAUGUGAAUGCCACCGGUGGUGAUUUUCAAACCGCCCUCCAAGCUGCAGCAUUCCGCGGGAGGCUAGAUGCCGCCCAUCUACUACUUGAAUGGGGGGCCGACGUCAACGCAGCCGGCGGCGCUGCCAUCCAGUGUGCAGCACGCAGUGGGGCUUUGGAUGUCAUUGAGCUUCUUCUUGACCAUGGAGCAGACAUAAAUGCCCAAGGCGGUGUUUAUGGAACAGCGCUACAGGCUGCGGCAUUAAAUGGGAAGUUGAACGGCAUCGAGCUACUCCUUUCCCGAGGGGCUGAUGUGAAUGGCUCCAGUGGUGAAUAUGGAAAUGCCCUACAAGCUGCGGCAGACCGCGGAGACCUGGAUGUCAUUGAGCUACUUCUUGACCGGGGGGCUGACUUGGACGCCUCCGGCGGCAGGCAUGGCAAUGCUCUCCAGGCUGCUGUAGUCCGUGGAAAUUCGGAUAUCGUCAAGCUACUCCUUGACAAGGGUGCUGAUGUCAAUUCCGCCGGCGGCUUUUAUGGAAAUUCACUUCGAGCUGCCAUACUGAAUGAGCACUUGGAUAUUACCGUGUUGCUCCUUGAUCGAGGGGCUGAUGUGAACGCCCCUCAGAACGAGCUUGGAAAUUACCUUAAAGCUGCAUCGCUGAUAUGCGGUAAAUACCCUGGGGACUUUAUCAAGCUACUCCUGGACUCGGGAAUCGACGUGAAAGCUCGCGGUGCGGCUGCUCUCCAAAUUUCAGCACGCAGGUGGGACUUGGAUAUCGUCCAGUCACUCCUUGGCAGGGGAGCAGAUGUGAACGCUAAAGACAAUGCAUACGGGACUGCCCUUCAAGGCGCUGCAUAUGGAGCCAAUAAAGGGGCCCUUGACAUGAUCAAGCUACUGCUGCAUGCGGGGGCAGAUGUGAACAUCCAGGCUGGUGAUUUUGGAAAUGCUCUUCAAACCGCAGCAUACGCAUCCCUUGGAGAAUUGGAUAUCGUUGAGUUACUUCUUGAUAACGGGGCAGACACAAAUGCCCAUGGUGGUAGAUAUGGCUCUGCCAUUCAAGCUGCCGCAUGCGCCCCACGUGAAAACUUGGACUUGAUCAAGCUUUUGCUUGACCGGGGAGCAGAUGUGAAUGCCCCGGGAGGUCGGCAUGGCUCUCCCCUCCAAGCUGCAGCUUCUAUGGGGCGUCAUAGAACUGUCAAGCUACUCCUUGAUCAGGGUGCCAAUGUUGGCCUUGGUACAGUCGAUCACCAGGGUUCGUCACUACUACAUGCUGCUGUCGCUUGCAAGGACACUACAACCCUGGACCUGCUCCUUGAAAAUGACGCGCAUGUUUACAUCAAUCACACCAAUUCCUUCAAACAAACACCACUCCAUGUUGUUAUUGAUCACCCCGAGUCCUUUCAAAGUUUCACGAGCUCUUUGGAUUUGUACCUGAAGAGAAAGAACGGAGACGCCCUGACCCUAUUCCGCUCUGCUAUCAACAAAGAAGACGCUGAUGGAUGCACUCCUUUACACCGUGCUAUAGAGAAUGACUUCCUGGAGGCCGCAGAAUGGCUCAUCGGUCACGAUGCCAGCGUCGAAAUUCUAGACUUCAAUAACGUCGCUCCGUUUCAGCGCGCCUCUCAGUUGAAGAAUUUCAGAAUGAUGAGUCAAAUUUUCCCCUGUCUGAACAAAGACCUUGGAACAUUCGACCAAUCCAUAAAGGCAGCAGAUUGGAGAGCCUCUAUACCGUCGGAUUGGAAAGACAACAUUGUCCUGUCUUUAAAUCCUUCCAAGAUGCUCCCAGUGCAAGCUAUGGAUGGUCGGGAAUUGGCAAAACACUUUUCUACCCUGUCAUAUCCCUUGGAUUACUCCAUGACAAGCGUGGCGGCACAAGGUGAUGAAUGUAUCGCAACUGCUCCUUUUCAAAGGGCUCUCGUUGGGGUCUAUUGGCGAUGGUGGCGUAAAGCAUUGACCGCACAGCCCGAGAUGCCAACUAUGGGGACUAAGAACGACCGCUCCAAUUGGAGAGUGCAGCUCAAUAAGAUUCCAAGUGCGGUAGCUUUGGGUCAGCCUUCUCGAGCGGAAUGCUUUCUGGAGGGCCGCGUAAUACUACCCUCAUGCGAACUCGUCCAGACAUCCACUCGAUUAACGGCGUCAUUUCUGAAAGUCAGGCCGAAGAACCAUGCCAUGAUUUGGAUAUUGGUCAAGCCCGAUGAAAAUCGCCCGAAAUCCACAUCCGCACAGUCAAAGCUUGAAUGCAAAGUCAUUUUGACAACACUGGAGUACUGCGAAAUGUCAACCUCGCCAACUCAGCUUUUCCGUCCUUGCAUCGAACAGCUAGAAGACGAGUGGAACAGUAUCUGCCGAGCUGCAGAAGAUCAUCUUUCUACGAUGCGAAGUGAGACAUUCCGCUCCAACGGAAGAAGUAUAGGCUUGAUUAGCGAUCAUCUGAGAGAUGCCCAGACGUGGACCGACUUCAAAAAGCUACUUCAAGUGCAACUCUCAAUUCUCCGAUCGUUGUCUAGGGAUUUUGAUCAAAGGAACGGGCAAGUUCUUCAGGAGGGUUCUGGUACUUGGGGUAAUGAUCUGAAACCCAAAUUCAUGAGUGACUUGGAAAACACGGAAUCAAGAAUUACAGAGAAGUUUUUGGCUCUGAAAGAGACUUCUGGAGAGUUGAUCGAAUUGGAAUUCAACCUUACUUCCAUUGCCGAGGCACAGAAAUCUACCACGAUGAACAGGAGUAUGAAGCGUCUCAGUUGGAUUACUUUCAUUUUCCUGCCUCUCAUGUUUAUUGCGAGUCUUUUUGGAAUGAACAUCGAUAUUCUCGAGUCAAACCCGGCUUGGUGGCUUUAUCUCCCAUUUGCCGCAGGCACUAUCAUCCUCACCUUAUCUAUAUGGAUACUCUUCAAGACCAGAAUCGGCGUAAGUAGCUCCAAGUUCUAUGGCUCUAUUAUUGCGCUACAUGGCUGGCGCAACACCCAAAUUAUAACUGACACUUUGAGUACCAGUUGGAAGAUACAAUAG